Falco peregrinus (peregrine falcon) is the source of this 2443-nucleotide messenger RNA. RefSeq names its product parvin gamma (gene PARVG). Gene Ontology annotation, cellular component: cytoplasm; actin cytoskeleton; focal adhesion. Gene Ontology annotation, biological process: substrate adhesion-dependent cell spreading; cell projection assembly; actin cytoskeleton organization. Bases 237 to 1376 code for a protein of 379 amino acids. The transcript has 14 exons. Gene Ontology annotation, molecular function: actin binding. NCBI's taxonomy places the organism in Eukaryota, Metazoa, Chordata, Aves, Falconiformes, Falconidae. The record is from RefSeq and is a predicted model, not a curated record.
CUGCCUAGUGGAGAUGACACUUGUGUCAGAUGAGCGUGUUGGGCCUUGGUGUGGCUAAUCUGCUCUCUAAGGACAAAUGAGUUGAUCUCCUUGUGCCUAGGUUUCUCCUUCUACCAGUCUCCAGCAGGGACCAAGCACAUAGACAAUUAAGUUCCGGAUACGACUGUGGUUUCGUUUUUAAGCCAGUAUCGCGCGGCACAACUUCCCCCUUGCAUACUCGGGGUGCGUCGUGCUGCAUGGGAGGCUGCAGCUUUGGCGCAGGACGCGCCGAGCCUGGGGGUCCGUCCCCUCUCCCCACAAAUUUCAUCGCACCUGCUGUGAGAAGGUCUUGGAAGAGCUUUCGGAAAAUUGCUGAAGGAGAGAAUAUUUACCAGGAGCGAGAAAAGGCAAUGGAUCCAGCCUCUUUAAAUGUGCUUACACAGCCUGCUGCGCUUAAUCAAUUCCUAGCUGAGAAUGCCAUUGCUCAAGGCGAGAAGAAGAAACUCAUAAAACCGACCUCAAGCCACAAUACUAAAUUGGAAGAAUUAAAACUGCUGCUUUUUCCUCCACAGUUACUGAUUGACUGGAUUAACACAACCCUGAAAGAGGAACACAUAGUAGUUAAAAGUCUGGAAGAGGAUCUGUAUGACGGGCUGGUACUUCAUCAUCUUUUGGAAAACCUAGGAUCUCUCAAGCUGGAUGUUGACAAGAUCGCGUUAACAGAAAAAAAACAGCGACAGAAACUCUCUGUGAUUCUGGAAGCUGUGGCUAAGUGUUUGCAACUGGAAGAAAGUCAGCUGAAAUGGAGUGUGGAAUCUAUCUUGACAAAGGACUUACUGAGCACACUGCAUCUUCUGGUUGCAAUGGCAAAGCACUUCAAACCCAGCCUGGCCAUGCCUCCAAAUGUUCAAGUGGAAACAAUCACCAUUGAGAACACCUCCAGAGGAUUAAAGACAGCAAAUGCGGUGGAAUACAUCACAGAAAACAAGGAGAGUUUAGAAGUGCAGUCAAAAGAUGAUGCCUUUGAUGAAUUAUUUAGCCGUGCUCCAGAUAAACUGGAUGCUGUAAAAAAGGUAUUUUUGCAAUUUGUCAACCAGCAUGUUGGAAAAUUAGGAUUAAAUGUGAAAGACAUCGAAUCUCAGUUUGCAGAUGGAGUUAUCUUACUUCUGUUAAUUGGACAACUGGAGGGUUACUUUCUGAACUUAAGGAAUUUUUUCCUGACUCCAGCCAGCACCACGGAGAUGCUUCACAAUGUUAACCUUGCACUAGACUUGCUGGCAGAUGGAGGUCUUCUGAAUUUUUCUGUGAACUCUGAAGAUAUUGUGAAUGGAGAUGUGAAGACUACAAUGCGGAUUCUGUAUUGCUUGUAUUCCAAAUACAAGACCAAAGAAACAUGAAGAGCAAGGCCAAGAGCUUUGGCGGGGUUUUUUGUUGGUUUUGUUUUGGGUUUUUUUUUUUCUCCUACCAUGUCAUGGUCUGAUUUUUGGAUUCCCAGCUCUAUUUGCUACUGUUUAUGUGCUUGCACUUGUGUUUGACACUUGCUGUAUUAACAUUGUAUAUGCAAGCAUGUACUCAUGCAAUGUUUCACAUAUACAGACUGAGUCACUGUAAGUAUGUGUCUGGAGGUGAAUUGGGAAGCUGUUAUUGCAACCUCCCCGCUUUCCUACUUCUAAGUCACUCUGAAAACCAGAGUGGUGAAAGACCCACCUUGGCAUCUCUGGGGAGAUGGCAUUCAAAACCUUCUUUAGACAGGCAGCCAGCUGUCGUCAGACAAAAGGAUAUGGAUUGGACACCAAAUGAAUAGGCAGCACAAAUGAAAUCUGAACACAUCAAGUGCAUGAUAAAAGUUUCACCAUCUGCCUGCUCGAAUAUGGAAAAGGGACUCAGAACGACAUGCUGGCAUGAGACUGCAGUGGCAGAGGGAUCUCCUGCACAGCUGUAGAAAGAUGCCCUUAUUCCUUGCUAAGCUAAUGCCAAACUGUGGUCAGCUCCAGCCUGUUGCAGCACUAAUGUGAUGUCAGACUGGUGGGAAUGCUAAUUCCUGUGUCAGCCGUGUUGUAGGAAUGACUAACAUGAGUGCUUUCUCUCCGAUAGGAGGUGGUUAGAUACUGGCUUCCUCUGCAGCUGGUAGAAGCAGAGCCCAUCGUGAACGGGAGUAGUGAAGCUCUCGCCUUCUGCUACUUCUGACAACAUACUUGUGCUGUGGGGACUCUCAAACUCCUCUGACACUCUCCUAGCUGGAUUAGUCAGUCCAGCGACUGUCCCCAGGCAUCCCAGCAGCUCCCUCUGGAUGCAGUGAGGCUAGCUGCUCUCUGUGUUACCUGUCACCCUUGGUCUUUCUCAGUGGUUUUAAGUCAGAACUCCUUCAAGCCCUCAGUCUACUCCCUUAACCUUAAAAUUAUGUCAUGUUUGUGUUGCAUAAAGCUUGAGAUCUAAUUAAAAAAAAAGAGAGGUUUUGAUGAUA